This is a messenger RNA of Hevea brasiliensis (rubber tree), 892 nucleotides long. RefSeq names its product adenine phosphoribosyltransferase 2. Lineage: Eukaryota; Viridiplantae; Streptophyta; Magnoliopsida; Malpighiales; Euphorbiaceae. Gene Ontology annotation, biological process: adenine salvage. The record is from RefSeq and is a predicted model, not a curated record. Gene Ontology annotation, cellular component: cytoplasm; cytosol. Bases 158 to 718 code for a protein of 186 amino acids. Gene Ontology annotation, molecular function: adenine phosphoribosyltransferase activity. The transcript is spliced from 7 exons.
UUAGCACUGAGCACUUAGAUCUUCUUCAGUGGUGCUUUGGCCAACAAAGAUACACUUUCUUAAAUGACACUCUCAUUCUCCCUUCUUGCUUAGGAAAAAGAAACAACUCUGCCGGGUUUUAGAGGGAAAAUUACAGUGAACAUCCAAGAAAGAGAAAAUGUUUGCAGGAGAAAAUGGUCUGCAAGGAGACCCAAGAUUGAAGGCCAUAUCAGAUGCCAUAAGAGUAGUCCCUCAUUUCCCUAAACCAGGAAUUAUGUUUCAAGACAUAACCACACUGUUACUUGAUCACAAGGCUUUUAAAGACACUGUGGAUAUUUUUGUUGAUCGCUAUAGAGAUAUGGAUAUCUCUGUUGUUGCAGGAGUAGAAGCCAGAGGCUUUUUAUUUGGCCCUUCAAUUGCAUUAGCUAUUGGUGCUAAGUUUGUCCCUCUACGUAAACCUAAAAAGUUGCCAGGAGAAGUCAUUUCUGAAAAAUACGUACUUGAAUAUGGCAACGAUUGUCUCGAGAUGCACGUUGGUGAUGUUAACCAUGGGGAACGUGCUAUUAUAAUUGAUGAUUUAGUUGCCACUGGUGGAACACUCUCUGCAGCAAUAACACUAUUAGAACGCGUUGGAGCUGAAGUUGUAGAAUGUGCAUGCGUUAUUGGGUUGCCUGAGUUCAAGGGAAAGUGCAGACUAAACGGGAAGCCACUGUACAUUCUUGUGGAGCCACGCCAGUAAACAAAUUGAUCUGUUUACAGAAUUAAUUGCGCAUUGCAGCUGAAAAUCUCCCAUUAUGUGCUUCUCUCCACCACUUUGAACAAAGUCGCUUUCUGAUGUUUUUCCUUUCCCUCCUUUGUAAUUCCCUGCUAACAGAAAUAAUUUUCAAGAAGAUGCAUUUACGCUUUCAGUUUA